AUGAGCUCAUCCACCGUUUCCGUUUCGGCUGCAACGCCAACACAACAUCCUUUCCAAAGGAAGAUUGAUGAUGUCAAACCCUCUAAGACUGACAUAAACUUUGUCGUCAUGGACUAUCUGGUCAGCGAAGGUUACCCCCGAGCUGCAGAGAAGUUCGCCAAAGAAGCGAACAUCCACCUUCCUCUCGAAGAGGAGUCCAUCCAGUCUCGCGUAGAAAUACGGCAGGCUAUUCACGCUGGCGACAUUGAUACUGCCGUCACCAAGAUCAACGAUCUGAACCCCCAGAUCCUUGACACAGACGCUGCACUUCACUUUGCACUACUCCGUCUGCAGCUUAUCGAGCUUAUCCGGUCGUGCACGUCAUCAGCAACGUCCGAUGUUACCCCCGCGUUGAGCUUUGCUUCAUCGCAACUCGCUCCUCGCGCGGCUACCAACCCGGACUUCUUGAAGGACCUUGAGCUCACCAUGACGUUACUCAUCUUCCUCCCGGUAACCGGGAAGCUGCAGAAGGAGCUCGCUGAGCUACUCGAACCAUCACUUCGUCGCGACGUUGCCAGCAGGGUCAACGAAGCGAUUCUCAUGAGCAUGGGAGCUCGCGGAGAGGCGCGCCUGAGGAGCCUGGUGCGCCUGCGCCAGUGGGCUGAAGCAAAGGCCAGAGAGGCCAACAAGGACAUCCCACCUAUCAUGCCACUUGGCCUGCAAGACGCUGAAGAUAGACCCAUGAGUCACAACGGCGAGGGUGCAGAUGUUAUGGUUCAAUAG
Molecule: messenger RNA, 762 nt
Organism: Didymella exigua CBS 183.55
Lineage: Eukaryota; Fungi; Ascomycota; Dothideomycetes; Pleosporales; Didymellaceae
Exons: 4
Coding region: 1-762 (253 amino acids)
Biological process (GO): proteasome-mediated ubiquitin-dependent protein catabolic process
Cellular component (GO): cytoplasm; nucleus
Molecular function (GO): protein binding
Source: RefSeq, a predicted model, not a curated record